Molecule: messenger RNA, 4578 nt
Organism: Hibiscus syriacus
Lineage: Eukaryota; Viridiplantae; Streptophyta; Magnoliopsida; Malvales; Malvaceae
Product: paired amphipathic helix protein Sin3-like 2
Exons: 24
Coding region: 188-4315 (1375 amino acids)
Biological process (GO): negative regulation of transcription by RNA polymerase II
Cellular component (GO): histone deacetylase complex; chromatin
Molecular function (GO): transcription corepressor activity
Source: RefSeq, a predicted model, not a curated record
UUUUAGUUUUGAUUUUGACUCUCCCUCACGUACCGAAGUUCCCUUUCUUUGGUUAUUCUCUCUCUCUCUCUCGCUAGCACGACCAAACCAAAAACAUAAAAAAGAAUAAUAAACUUGAAGGAUCUGAAGAAAAAAGGUUAAACAGGUUUAGUUUCAUUGUAGUUUCUUCCUGAAAGAUCAGAAAAGGAUGAAACGAGCAAGAGAUGAUAUAUAUUCUGGUUCUCAAUUUAAACGUCCGUUUAGUUCCUCUAGGGCUGAAUCGUAUGGGCAAAACCAAAUGCCUGGUGGAAGUAGCGGUCCUGGUGGAGGAGGUGUUGAAGGAGGAGGAGGAGAAGGAGGUGGAGGAAGUAUGCCACAGAAACUGACUACAAACGAUGCCUUAACGUAUCUAAAGGAAGUCAAGGAGAUGUUUCAGGAUCAAAAAGAGAAGUAUGACAUGUUCCUUGAAGUCAUGAAGGAUUUCAAGGCUCAAAGGACUGACACAGUUGGUGUCAUUGCCCGAGUGAAAGAGUUAUUCAAAGGGCAUAACAACUUGAUUUAUGGAUUUAAUACCUUCCUGCCGAAGGGGUAUGGAAUUACCCUUGACGAAGACGAGACUCCUCCGAGAAAGACAGUUGAAUUUGACGAAGCGAUCAGUUUUGUAAACAAAAUAAAGAAACGUUUCCAACAUGAUGAGCAUGUUUAUAAAUCAUUUCUGGAUAUAUUGAAUAUGUACCGUAGGGAGCACAAGGACUUAAAUGAGGUCUAUACCGAGGUUGCUUCUCUUUUCGAAGACCAUCCUGAUCUGCUUGAGGAGUUCACAAGAUUUUUACCAGAUUCUUCAGCAGCUCCUAUGACACAGCAAGUUCCAUAUGAUCGAAACUUAACUCAGCGCUAUAAUGAGCGAAGCUCUGCUACACCCUCCUUGCGGCAUAUACAAAUGGAUAAGCAACGUCGGAGGGAUAGAAUUAUUACUUCCCACCCUGAUAGGGAUCUCAGUGCUGACCGCCCUGAACUGGAUGACGACAAAUCAAUGAUGAAAAUACAAAAAGAGAUACAAAAAGAGCAGAGAAAACGCAUGGAAAAGGACAAUGGGGAUCAGAGAAUACAUGAUCAUGAUGAUCCUAAGCAUGAAAACAAUAGGGAUUUUAACUCGCAUCGUUUUGCUGACAAAAAGAGAUAUGGAAGGAAAGUUGAAGGAUUUGCUUCUUGUGAUGAGAGGGAUACUUUUAAAAGCAUGUGCAACCGAGGUUUUGUAUUCUGCGAGAAAGUGAAGGAGAGACUAUGCAGCUCAGACGACUACCAGGCAUUCUUAAAGUGCCUUAAUAUUUAUAGCAAUGGAAUAAUCAAAAGAAAUGAUUUGCAAAACUUGGUGACUGAUUUACUUGGCAAGUACCCGGAUCUUAUGAAUGAGUUCAAUAAGUUCUUGGAGCGUUGUGAGAAUACAGAUGGGCUCCUUGCCGGUGUUAUUAGUAGAAAAUCACUUACUCUUGACGGACAUACGUCCAGGCCAUUGGAGGAAAAAGAUAGAGAGCCAAAACGAGAAAUUGAAGGAGCUAAGGAAAAGGAGAGAUAUAAGGAGUAUAUGGGAAAAUCAAUACAGGAGCUUGACCUUUCUAACUGCCAAAAUUGUACUCCAAGCUAUCGGCUUCUUCCAGAUGAUUACCCAAUACCUGUAGCGAGUCAGAGAUCCGAGCUUGGCGCUAGUGUGCUGAAUGAUUAUUGGGUAUCUGUCACUUCAGGAAGUGAGGAUUAUUCUUUUAAGCACAUGCGCCGAAAUCAGUAUGAAGAGAGCUUGUUCAGAUGUGAGGAUGAUAGGUUUGAACUGGAUAUGUUGUUAGAAGCUGUGAGCUCAACGGCCAAGCGUGUCGAGGACUUGCUGAACAGCAUUAAUGAAAAUAAAAUCAAUAUGAAUUGCCCAUUUCGUGUAGAAGAACACUUUACUGUUCUGAAUUUGAGGUGCACCGAGCGUCUAUAUGGUGACCAUGGUCUUGAUGUAAUGGAAACAUUACGUAAAAAUCCUGCAAUUGCAUUACCCGUAAUUUUAACUCGACUGAAGCAGAAGCAAGAAGAGUGGACAAAGUGCCGUUCAGACUUCAACAAAGUUUGGGCUGAAAUUUAUUCGAAAAACCAUUACAAAUCACUUGAUCAUCGCAGCUUCUAUUUCAAGCAGCAGGAUUCAAAGAACUUGAGUGCAAAAUCUUUACUGGCUGAAAUCAAGGAGUUGAAAGAGAAGAACCAGAAAGAAGACGAUGUUCUUAUGGCUAGCGUUGCUGGUCACCGACAACCCCUUGCUUCACACCUUGAAUACGAAUAUUUGAAUGUCGACAUUCAUGAGGACUUAUAUAAGCUUAUUGAAUAUUCAUGUGAAGAGAUGUGUUCAACGAAAGAACAGUUAAAUCGAGUUAUGAGGCUCUGGACCACUUUACUAGAGCCCAUGUUUGGUGUUCCUCCUAGACUUAAUGGCAGAGAGGGUACUGAUGGUGCCGGUAAAGCACAGAAUCCUGCUGUAAACUGCACUGCUUUGAAUGUAGCUGAAAGUGAUGGAAGUCCUGGAGCUGAUGCUACUGUAAAUUCUGGCCAGCUAAAGGCUGCCAGUGAUGGAGACAAGAACAGUUCAUCUGAACUAACUAAUUCUUGCAGGAAUGAUUUGACAAAUGGGGAAACUUUAACCAGAGAACGCGACUCAAGAGAUGAUUCAAGGCUAGAGAAAGAGACCAAAUUUACAGCUGAUAAAAAGCCUGGAAUCCACAUGCAUGCAAAUGGAAUGGAAACAGUAAAUAAUCACAGCAGAAACAAUGUUGAAGGGGCAUCAGUUGACUUUCAAGGGAAAGGCAUAGCUGCAUCUAGACCUAGUAGCAGAGUUGCUGGUGAGGCUCAUGAAUCCGAAGCUAAUGCUGAUCUUGUACAUUCUUCGGAGGGUGUUGGUGUAACAAAACAUGCUUUAUUAGUAAAUGGAAUGCCUACAGAUGGCUCUAAUGCCAGUAGAUGUCACGAAGAAUCCGCUGGUUUCUCCAGAGUUGAAAAAGAAGAUGGUGAAUUAUCACCUAACGGUGAAUUCGAGGAGGAUAAUUUUGUUGCUUACGGUGAUACCUGUCCAAAGGUUGUGUAUAAGGCGAAGCGUGGUGUUGAAAGCAGACAGCACCAGUCUGGAAAUGGGAAAGACUUGCAUUCCGUGGAUGCUGAUGGAGAAAAUGAUGCGGAUGCUGAUGAUGAGGAUAGUGAAAAUGCCUCGGAGGCUGGUGACAAUGCAUCAGGCAGUGAGUCCGCUGGCGAUGAAUGCUUCCGUGAAGAGAAUGAAGAGGAGGAAGAGGUCGAACAUGAUGAAGUUGAUGGUAAGGCUGAGAGUGAAGGUGAAGCCGAGGGGACGGCUGAUACACAUGUGGGAGGAGAUGGCACGUCCUUGUCAUUUUCGGAACAUUUCCUCUUUACAGUGAAGCCUCUUUCAAAGCACGUACGAGCAGUUCUACCCGAAGAUGAUAGUAAUAAUUCUUGGGUUUUUUAUGCAAAUGACGAUUUCUAUGUCCUUUUCAGACUUCAUCAAAUCCUAUAUGAAAGAAUACUGUCAGCAAAAACAAAUACAGCGGCUGCUGAAAUAAGGUGCAAACAUCCAAAAGAUGCUAUUUCUUUGGAUUUAUAUGCCAGUUUUAUGGGUGCACUUUACAAUCUGCUCGAUGGAUCAACUGAUAAUUCAAAGUUUGAGGAUGAAUGCCGAGCUAUAAUAGGAAACCAGUCAUAUGUGUUGUUCACAUUGGACAAGUUGAUAUUUAAAUUGGUUAAGCAGCUUCAAGCUGUUGCAGCGGAUGGGAUGGAUAAUAAGCUUCUUCAAUUGUUUGACUAUGAAAAGUCCCGAAAACACUGGAAAGCAAUGGAUUCAGUGUAUUAUGAGAAUGCACGCGUCCUUCUUCAUGAGGAGAAUAUUUAUCGAUUGAAAUAUUCAUCUCCGCCAUCUCGUUUAUCUAUUCAGUUGAUGGACAAUGUCAUUGAAAAGCCCGAAGCAUUUUCUGUUUCCAUGGAACCUAAUUUUUCGGCUGUUUUGCACGACGACUUUCUGUCUGUCUAUCCCGGCAAAAAGGAGCCACAUGGCAUUAUACUAAAGAGAAACAAAAAGUAUGCAAAUUUAGAUGAAUUUGCUGCUACUUGCUUGGCCAUGGAAGGUGUUGAACUGUUUAAUGGUUUAGAGAACAAGAUAGCCUGCAACUCAUACAAGAUUUCAUAUGUGUUGGACACCGAAGAUUUCUUCUAUCGUAGAAGAACUUCAUCACGACACCGAUCUUCAUGCAAUAAUCAGGCUAGAAUACAACGGUUCCAUAGAUUUUUAUCUUCUUCGAAAUAACUGUGCGUUCUUUCUUAGACCGGCUCGAAAGGAACCAUCGGUGCGACCAGACUCUCGUAAAGGUUUUGAAACAGAGACAUGUCUUGUGUACGUUAAUAAUGGAAUGCUGGGAUGGAAGAAAAGAGGAAAUGUAAGCAUAUUUGUAGGAUGACAUGAGCAGGGAUCUGACCAGUUAUCCUGUGAAUAGGAUUGCAAUUUGCAUGGCGAACUGUAAAAAUAACAGGAAAAGAAAGGAUACUUAUUAAACAUGUUUCUUUUGGUCC